Punctularia strigosozonata HHB-11173 SS5 is the source of this 657-nucleotide messenger RNA. RefSeq names its product kinase-like protein. Lineage: Eukaryota; Fungi; Basidiomycota; Agaricomycetes; Corticiales; Punctulariaceae. Gene Ontology annotation, molecular function: protein kinase activity; ATP binding. The transcript has 4 exons. The coding region runs from base 1 to 657 and encodes 218 amino acids. The record is from RefSeq and is a predicted model, not a curated record. Gene Ontology annotation, biological process: protein phosphorylation.
AUGAUUUGCCGCGAGGCAACACUAUGGCGACAACUGUAUCACCCCAACGUGCUCCCUUUCAUUGGUGUAGAUCGCGUAACAUUCAAUUCCUGCCAUGCGUUGGUUUCGCCAUGGUUGAACAACGGAAAUAUCCUUGUAGAUGCUGCAUCAGGAUUAGCAUAUCUCCACAGCCAAAACAUCGUUCAUGGCGAUUUGCGCGCUCUAUUCACCAAUUGCCAACAGGCUAAUAUUCUUGUCAACGAUCGUCCUGAAGCCUGUAUAUCCGAUUUCGGACUUUCCAUCGUCUCAAGCGCGACAGCCGCGUUGAGCACCGUAGGCCAGUCCAAUGUUCGGUGGCUUCCGCGGGAGCUACUUGAGGGGACGGAGAGGUUCCCGACGUAUCAAUCGGACGUGUACGCGUUCGGACACGUAUGUGGCGAAGCGUACACUACCAAGGCGCCCUUUUGGAAGAUCAAGAUAGAUGGCGCCAUUGUCUGCAUGACGAUACAAGGACAGACUAUGCCGCGUCCAGCAAGUGACGAAUGCCCUGGCCCAAACCUUAGUGACCGUUUAUGGGCUUUCAUGCAGCAAUGCUGGAAUUCUGUCCCCUCCGCCAGACCGUCUGCGGCCGACGUCGUAAGGGAGAUGCGGCUUUUGCAUCGUGAAGAGGACAUGUAA